AUGAAGUACCAAGUUACCAUUGUCGCCCUCGCGGGCCUUGCUGCUGCUCGCGAGUUGCCCUAUUCGCGCAUGGUCAAGCGCGAGGUUCCUCAGGAGCACUCCCACGAGGCCAUCCUCCGCGUCACUCAGACCAACCUACAGCUGAACAAUCCUCUUAAGAUCCAAGAUGCUGUCUUCUCCCUUCUCGGCAACGCUGCGGCUGCUAAGGGAGCCCCCAACGUCGCCAAUCUCGAUUGUCUGCAGCAGAUUGUUGCUGACCAGGCUUUCACCAACGCCAAGGCAGCCGGUGACGUUGAUGGUCAGGCCAACGCCAUCAUGUUCCGUGCCCUCGAGCGAAACACCGGCUCUGUCGGUCUGGCAUCUGUCCUCUGCAACGAGACCGCGACAAACCCUGAGAUCGCUGCCAUCACCCAGCACCAGGACCCUGCCUCUGCUGAGGCUUCGGGCAACAAGCAGAUCGCCCUGGACGUCGCGAAGCAGCUGGCUUCCAUUGGUGCCGACCCCACCCUGGCUAUUCAGACUGGUACUUUCGCGCCGGGACAGAAGGGCGAUACCACUGGCGCCGGCAACACCUGCGACGAUGCCAACGAUGCCGUUGGAUGUAUCAUUUCUCAGAACCUGCUCGUCGCAGAUGUUACCAAGGAUGAGAUCGCUACCGCCGUCGCUGGCGUCUCUGCUGGCGCAGGUGCUGCCUCCUCCAACUCAACGGCCAAUGUGGCGGCAUCCAACAAUGCAGGUGCUUCAAGCAGCUGCACGAAGCGCCGCGCCCGCCGUCAGGCCCAGGGCAACAACGUCCAGACCUUCACAGGCGCCCUCGGCGGAGCCGCCCCAGCUGUCAUCGACUCCGGUGAUUCCAAGCGUCCCUUCUCCGUCAACGGCGAUACAUUUGUGAACCAGGGCGCCGCUGUCCAGCGUAGCUGCGCUGUCCAGCACAACGCCUGCGCUAACGCCGCCAACUCUGGGUCCGGCAACUUCAGCGUCUCCGACUGCGGUGCUCAAGAGGACGCGUGCAACGCCGCCGCCAGCGCCAAGAAGCUGAGGAAGCUCCGCGCCCGCGCGGCCCUUGACUUCGGUUCCUGCUCCAACCCUGCCGUCGAGUUCGCCGCCGGCCUCGACGGGCGCAAGGAGAACUCCUUCGCGCCGGUCGACUCGGCCGACUUCAACCACGGCAGCGCCCUGAACAUCAAGGUCAUCUCCGACUUCAUCUGCGGCCAGCUGCAGUCCAAGUGCAAGGCCUCCGCCGACACCGUCAGCACCUGCGACCAGGCGUCCACCGCCGCCCAGGCUGCGACCGGCCAGGCUGCUGCCGAUGCUUUCAACUCUGCCCUGGGUGUUUCUGCCUAA
This is a messenger RNA of Diaporthe amygdali, 1344 nucleotides long. RefSeq lists its product as uncharacterized. The record is from RefSeq and is a predicted model, not a curated record. The coding region runs from base 1 to 1344 and encodes 447 amino acids. Lineage: Eukaryota; Fungi; Ascomycota; Sordariomycetes; Diaporthales; Diaporthaceae. The transcript is spliced from 3 exons.